This is a messenger RNA of Struthio camelus australis, 2303 nucleotides long. Lineage: Eukaryota; Metazoa; Chordata; Aves; Struthioniformes; Struthionidae. The record is from RefSeq and is a predicted model, not a curated record.
GUUGGGAAUUUGGAGCAUUAUUGAUUUGCCCUCUUUUAAAUUUCAGCAGCUCCACAAGAGACAGAGUGAGUUAGUAAGGAAUGCAAAAUAUACCCUUCGCAGGUGUUACAGCCGCGUGAAGGAGCAUGGCGUGGGGAAGAGGAAAAGCAGCUACACCUUCGAGCAGCUGGAGCAGGUGUUUGGGCAGGGCGGAUGGGAUUCGCAGCCCUGCCAGCCCGUCCUCAUCAACAGCAGCAGCUAAGAGCUGGAGUCGGACGGCAGCACCAUGGAGGAGUAUUCGCAGGAGGACUGGGGAAACCACAGCCAGGACCUGCACUGCUACCAAACCGGUGAACAGGAAUUGGAUGAAAUGCCUACCACAAAAAGAACAUUAAAGAUAAAACAGGAAUCUUCGGAAGACACGCAGAAGCGUGACGUGAUGCAGAACAUUAUGCAAAUCUUGGAGUCGGUCCAGUUAAAGUGGGAGCUGUUUCAGAGCUGGACAGACUUCUCCAGGCUACAUCUUUCCAACAAACUGGCCAUUUUUGGCAUCGGUUACAACACGCGCUGGAAGGAGGACAUCCGCUACCACUACGCCGAGAUCAGCUCGCAGGUGCCCCUCGGCAAACGGCUCCGGGAGUAUUUCAACUCGGAGAAACCGGAGGGCCGGGUUAUCAUGACCAGAGUGCAGAAAAUGAACUGGAAAAACGUUUACUACAAAUUCCUAGAGAUCACCAUCAGCGAAGCGAGAUGCCUCGAGCUGCACAUGGAGAUUGACUGGAUACCUAUCGCUCACUCCAAGCCGACCGGCGGAAACGUCGUGCAGUAUUUAUUGCCGGGAGGGAUUCCCAAGAGCCCGGGUUUGUACGCCAUCGGCUACGAAGAGUGCCACGAGAAGCCCCACUCGCCUCUCGCGGAGCACAGGGGCCCCGACGCCGGCAACGAGGCGCCGGGGGAGAUGGACGUCCCGUCGCCGCAGGCCUCGCUCCGGGUGGAGAUGGAGGCGGCCAGAAUUAUCUACUGUUACCUCGGCAUUGCCGAGGUGAGGACUCUCCAGCAGUGCCUGUUUUUACACUUUCAGGCAAACACCAAAACCUUCAGCAAAGAGUGGGUUGGGAUCAAUGGGUUUUUAUCUCAGAACUGCAUCGUAGACCCCGGCGUGUCGCCCAAAUCCAUCUACAUCAAAUUUGUGGAAGUGGAGAGGGAUUUUCUUUCCGCUGGCUCUUUGGUAGAGUGCCUGGAAAAAGCCAUCGGAUACCCCUUAAAGUUUAACAACUGAAUCUCGUCCUUCAUAAGGAUUAGGGCUUCUGCCUGUUCUCCAUCUCACUACCAGACGCUUUGGGAUCCUGUCUGUUCGCCGUCGGGCAAGUCGGACUUUCCGAGGGAAAAGGAUUUCGGAGUGAAAGGUGCUUGCAGACGGUUUCGGGGGGAAAAUAAAUAAAUAAAUAAAUAAAUAAAUAAAUAAAACUCGUGCCGGGCAAGGCGGAUAUCCAGCCAGCUUGCCGGGCGGACCAACUGGUUUUAUACGGAGCAGCGCUGCGAUGAGAGCCCUGUAGACGAACUGACUGUAGGUACAUUCCACAUCGGACAGAGCGGAUACUUUGCGUUUCAUCCGAAAAGCUUUUUUUUUUUUGUUUGUUCGUUUGUUUGUUUGUUUGGGUUUUUUUUUUCCCACAAUGUUUCAUUUUUACACAUCCGUCUCUAUAUAAGUGUUAUUACAGACCUGAAUAAAUAAGCAAUAGAUAACGGCAAGUUAAACCUUGAGUCACAUUAAACGAGACUGUUUUUCAACGCCACCCUUAGAUACUCUUGUAUAUAAUUUAGCGUUUCACUUUUUUCACCCACCGAGUGUUCUCCUGUCUCCAAACAGUGUUGCCUGCAAAGACUUUUGUUUCCGUGAUGUAUUCCACUUUACUAGUAGUGUUGCCAUAUCCGCUUUUUAUUUUAUUUUAUUUUUUAACGUUAAAAGAAUUCCUGCCCCCCCCCCUUUUUUUUUCCCCCCUUCUUCCUUCCUUUUUUGUUGUUGAGUUCUAGUUUAGCCUCUUUGUGGCCGUGAGAAUAACCUGGCAGCUGGGAAACGUUUUGUCGAACCACGCUUAUCGAUACAAUCAAAGCUGUGAGCAUCGGGAAGGGGAUCUUGGCGGGCGGGAAGGGGAGGGCUCGCGGGCCGGGAAGCAACAUUUAAUGCCUUUUCGGAGAUGUUACUAUAUAAUAAGCCCCAUUAUCUUGCUGGCCGGCGCUGGCCUUUUGGUUUUUUUUCGAAAACUCAUUGAUCCGUGGAAGUUGUGACAUAACGAUGAAUGUGUCGGUCCUAAUAAAAUCGA